AUGUGGUACUGGGUUUUCCUAUGGGCUCUCUUCUCCUCUCUCUUUGUCCACAGUGCUGCAGGAGUUUUAAUGUUUGUGAUGCUGCAGAGGCAUAGGCAAGGGAGAGUAAUCUCUGUCAUUGUGGUCAGCAUUGGAUUUCUGGGUUCUGUAACUGGAGCUAUGAUAACCAGUGCAGCUGUAGCUGGAAUUUACAGAGUAGCUGGGAAAAGCAUGGCACCCUUGGAAGCACUGGUGUUCGGAGUUGGGCAGACAGUACUGACACUGAUUAUUUCCUUUUCAAGGAUUCUUGCUACACUUUGA
Gekko japonicus is the source of this 300-nucleotide messenger RNA. RefSeq names its product transmembrane protein 170B (gene TMEM170B). Lineage: Eukaryota; Metazoa; Chordata; Lepidosauria; Squamata; Gekkonidae. Bases 1 to 300 code for a protein of 99 amino acids. The record is from RefSeq and is a predicted model, not a curated record. Gene Ontology annotation, cellular component: plasma membrane. The transcript has 2 exons. Gene Ontology annotation, biological process: negative regulation of canonical Wnt signaling pathway.